Messenger RNA from Manis pentadactyla (Chinese pangolin), 6663 nucleotides. It is a transcript of the gene PTGFRN, whose product is annotated as prostaglandin F2 receptor inhibitor. The transcript has 9 exons. Lineage: Eukaryota; Metazoa; Chordata; Mammalia; Pholidota; Manidae. The coding region runs from base 431 to 3391 and encodes 986 amino acids. The record is from RefSeq and is a predicted model, not a curated record.
UAUCCCUGGACAAGCCACCUCAACACUUAAAGCCUCUUACCCAGAAGAGGCUGGAAUCCGGGGCCUGUAAAGUCCUUUCAUCUCUUUCAGUUCCAUCUGAAUAACUGUUAGCAAGUGCCACGCUGGCUGGUGGGGUGCUUAGUUUGGGACGGGGCGGAGGACAGCAGACGCGCGCGCGGAGGACUCAGCAGUGGUGGAACGCGGAGUAUCCUGGAAUGGAGCUAGAGCGAUGGCAUUUCCAGACGAGUUUCUCCAAGGCCAACUUUUAAAGGUCGGAGGAAAGUUUGUCGUGGAGCGGGGGCCCUAAGGGGUGGGCUCGGUGGGCCCCGACACCUCCUCCCCUUUAAGCGGGUGGCCCCAGCCCUUCCUCCGUUACCUGGGGCGGGGAGGGGCUUGGGAAAGUUUGUGUUUGUUGCUGGCAAAGCGCCGGAUGGGAGGCGCGGGCGGGCGGACGCGGCGGUUCUUCCCUUUUGCUUUCAGAAAGCGGUCGGGGCUGCACACUAGGCUGGGCGGGUGGCUCCGGUGCCGGGUCCCGGUGCCCGGCCGGCUGGAGGAGGGCGGGGAGGAGGCGGGCGCGGAGCCGGGGCGCACGCAGCCCCCGCGUUGGGAUUUCUCGGCUUGCGAGGAGAGCGGAGCAGGCGCGCGGCCCAGGCAGAGGAGCGCUGGCUCUGGAGCCGCCGGAGCCGGAGGAGGAGGGGGAGGAGCGGCGGCGGGCACGAAGGCGGGGGAGAGUCGCUCCCGCCCGGCGAGCAUGGGGCGCCCGGCGCCGAGGCCGCUGCUGCUGGCCCUCCUGUCGCUGGCUCUUUGUCGAGGGCGCGUGGUGAGAGUUCCCACCGGCAGCCUGGUGCGUGUGGUAGGUAAUGAGCUGGUCAUCCCCUGCAAUGUCAGCGACUAUGAUGGCCCCAGCGAGCAAAACUUUGACUGGAGUUUCUCGUCUUCGGGGACUGACUUUGUGGAGCUCGCAAGCACCUGGGAGCUGGGCUUCCCAGCUCAGCUGUACCGGGAACGCCUGCAGAGGGGGGAGAUCCUACUGAGGCGCACCGCCAACGAUGCUGUGGAGCUCCACAUAAAAAAUGUCCAGCCCUCGGACCAAGGCUACUACAAAUGUUCAACUCCCAGCACGGAUGCCACUGUCCAGGGCAACUAUGAGGAUACAGUGCAGGUUAAAGUGCUCGCCGAUGCCCUGCAUGUGUCCGCCAGCUCGCAGCCAUCCCCGGGCCUGAGCCUGCGCCUGGCCGAGCCCUUCGAGCUGCGCUGCGCCGCCUCCACAGCGUCCCAGCUGCACACGCACCUGGCGCUGCUGUGGGAGCUGCGACGUGGCCCGAUCCGGCGCAGUGUCCUCUCCCUGACCCACGAGGGCAGGUUGCGCCCCGGCCCAGGGUACGAGCAGCGCUACCACAGCGGCGACGUGCGCCUGGACACCGUGGGGAGCGACGGGUACCGCCUCUCUGUGUCCUCAGCCCUGUCCUCGGACCAGGGCUCCUACAGGUGCCUCGUCAGCGAGUGGAUCGGGGAGCAGGGUAACUGGCAAGAAAUUCAAGAAAAAGCGGUGGAUGUGGCCACAGUGGUGAUCCAGCCGACAGUUCUGCGAGCAGCCGUGGUCAGGAAUGCGUCUGUGGCUGAAGGAAAGGAGCUGAACCUGACAUGCAAUAUCACAACAGACCGAGUGGACAGCGUCAGCCCAGAGGUGACGUGGUUCUUCAGUGUAGUGCCUGACAGCACUCUGCCUGGCUCCCGUGUGCUGGCGCGGCUGGACCGAGAUGCUCUGGUGCACAGCUCUCCGCACAUUGCUUUGAGUCAUGUGGAUACACGCUCCUACCAUUUACUCGUUCAAGAUGUUAGCAAAGAAAACUCUGGCUACUAUUUCUGCCACGUGGCACUCUGGGCACCCGGGCACAACGGGAGCUGGCACAAGGUAGCGGAGGCCGUGUCUGCCCCAGCUGGUGUGGAUGUGACCUGGCUAGAACCAGACUAUCAGGUGUACCUGAAUGCCUCUAAGGUGCCUGAGUUCUCAGACGACCUCACCGAGCUGGAAUGCCGGAUAGUAGAGGCAAAGGGCCCAGAGGCUAGUGUCCGUUUCACAGUUUCCUGGUACUACAGGAUCAACUGGCGCAGUGAUGAUGUGGUAGCCAGCGAACUUCUUGCAGUCAUGAAUGGGGACUGGACCCUGAAAUAUGGGGACAGGAGCAAGCAACGGGCCCAGGACGGAGACUUUAUUUUUUCUAAGGAACAUACAGAUAUGUUCAGUUUCCGAAUUCAAAGGACUACAGAGGAGGACAGAGGCAAUUAUUAUUGUGUGGUGUCUGCCUGGAUCAAGCAGCGUAAUGACAGCUGGGUAAAGAGCAAGGAUGUCUUCUCCAAACCUGUAAACAUAUUUUGGGCAUCAGAAGAUUCUGUGCUUGUGGUGAAGGCGAGGCAGCUAAAGCCCUUCUUUGCUGCAGGAAAUACAUUUGAGAUGACUUGUAAAGUGUCUUCCAAGAAUAUUAAGUCACCACGCUACUCUGUUCUCAUCACCGCUGAGAAGCCUGUCGGGGACCUGUCCAGUCCCAAUGAAACGAAGUACAUCAUCUCCCUGGACCAGGAUUCUGUGGUGAAGCUGGAGAACUGGACAGAUGCAUCGCGAGUGGAUGGUGUUGUGUUAGAGAAAGUGCAGGAAGAUGAAUUUCGCUAUCGAAUGUAUCAAACUCAGGUCUCAGAUGCAGGGCUGUACCGCUGCAUGGUGACAGCCUGGUCUCCUGUUAGGGGCAGCCUGUGGCGAGAAGCAGCAACCAGUCUCUCCAAUCCUAUUCAGAUAGACUUCCAGACCACAGGUCCUGUAUUUAAUGCCUCUGUGCAUUCAAACACACCAUCAGUCAUCCGGGGAGAUCUAAUCAAAUUGUUUUGUAUCAUCACUGUUGAAGGAACAGCACUGGAUCCAGAUGACAUGGCCUUCGAUGUGUCCUGGUUUGCGGUCCACUCUUUUGGCCUGGACAAGGCUCCUGUCCUCCUGUCUGCACUGGAUCGGAAGGGGAUUGUGAAUACGGCCCAGAGAGCCUGGAGGAGUGGCCUCAGCCUGGAGCGCGUGAGCAUGCUGGAAUUCUUGCUGCAAGUGCAUGGCUCUGAGGACCAGGACUUUGGCAACUAUUUCUGUUCCGUGACUCCGUGGGUGAAGUCACCAACAGGUUCCUGGCAGAAGGAGGCAGAGAUCUACUCCAAGCCCGUCUUCAUAACUGUGAAGAUGGAUGUGCUGAAUGCCUUCAAGUACCCACUGCUGAUCGGUGUGGGCCUGUCCACCAUCAUCGGGCUCCUGUCCUGCCUCAUCGGGUACUGCAGCUCCCACUGGUGUUGUAAGAAGGAGGUCCAGGAGACCAGGCGGGAGCGCCGCCGGCUCAUGUCCAUGGAGAUGGACUAGGCCACAGCCUGGGAGGAGCCACGGCAGAGGGACGGUCCAGGAGCAAAUUGUGCGAGAAGAGGACAGUGAUACUUUAACGUGCAGUGUGUUACACUAAAACCCAGUCCUCUCUAAUCUCAGGUGGGACUUGGCGCUCCCUCUUUUCUGCAUGUCAAGUUCUGAGCGCGGACAUUUACCAGCACACGACUCUUCUUCCCACAGCACUUUCUGGUAGAACAAUCAAGUGUGUGUUUUCCCAGCUGCGGCUUUUUAACGGUUAACCUUUGUCUGAUUUUUUUUCUCCUACUGGUUUAUAGAUGUCUCUGACUUGUAUGUGUUUAUAUCUUCUGUUCCAAAGGGUCGUGGUGAGGAAGGGGUGAUGGCUUUCAGAGUUCUUUGUCUUGGGUGAGACUAUAACUGCCCACUUGAGAGCUGGCCUCUGUGUUGGAGGUCUGUGUUGAGAGCUGCCAAAUGCAGCCCUCUGCCCUGACCUCAAGACAACACAGACCUGUGCUGAAGGCUAAUUUGUGGCUUUUACUAUCCUACCCAGCCCCUAUUUUCAGGGGUUUAGACUACAUUUGAAUUCUAAACUUGCAGUAUGCAACUUUUUCUUAUUGAACCCAAAUGCUUUUUUUUUCUUCUCUGCCCCCUUUCCAUUUAUUUUGUGCUUGCUUUCUGUGAGAGUGCUGAAAUGACGGCCCUGGCAUCUAGAAUUUGGCUCUCCACCAAGCACCUUAUCUUGCCACCUUAGCCUUAAGAAUGAAUAUGAAGAAAAAUACACAGCCACCUCUGUCCAGGGCAGUAAGAAGGUCUGGUCUGCAAGGAGGAGGAGAUUGGAAUAAAGGAGAGGAACAGACAUUCAGUCUGAUAGUUCUGAGGCCACUGGCCCUCACAGGGCCCCCGGGAGAGCAGACUGGGGAUCCUGGGAGUUAGUUUUCUGUAGCUCGUGCCAGGAGGGUCAGUGGUGCUCAUUCGUCAGGCAGAAGAAGCCACCUCCAUUCCCUCUCUUGCCAUUGUGGAAGGCAAAGGCCUUCGCCACCAAGCACUGCUGAGGAACCCCGAGAAGCCCCAUGUCCUUCACAGGCCACUUGGGCUUCUUACUGUGAAGGCAUGUUGCUGCAUGCUAGACCGACUGACUUCAUGGAAUCAUAAAUUGCCUGGAAGAACCAAGCUUUUUCUCUGACCUUUUCAGUCCUUCAAGUCUUCUUAAGAUCCCCUGCAGGGGUUAGUGAGAAAGGGUAUACUUUGUGGUAUGUUUCCUUUCCUGUUAGGAACAUGAAUGAAACCCAGCAAUUUAUCACCAUGUGAACAACCUACAAAGUAGACCUGAGAGCUGUCCAUUUUUCCCAAUUGCUUGGACCAGGAGUAGGACAGUGGACCAAAAGCAGUCUUUGCUCCCUGAAGUGUCUCACCCCUGCAUUGCACUGGCCAUUUGGAAGCAUCCCAGUCGGGUUUUCUGACUCAUGCCCUCUAUUCCAAUCCUCUGUGUGUUUCUCCUGGCUCUGAAGGAUCUAACACUGCUCUAACUUCUGAAGGGAAAAAAGAUUCAUUUGUUUUGAGCAAUAAAGUAAUACAAAAUGAUGGCCAUUCAUGUGUGGCUCUUUGUCACAAUGGCCCGGAUGAGCCAUACUCCUCCCAGCUCACCAUCCUCUCCUCCUCUUCCCUCAUUCUGCUACCCUUGAUUCCUUCUGCACUUACCACCGAGUCCCCCCUGGGAGGCAUAUUUCCACCUGGCUUUCCCUUUUUGUUGUGCCCAUCAAGGGGAACCACCCGUGAUAGAAACUCUAGAUUCUAGAGCAUGCGUGAGUAGAGGAAGAGGAGAGGGCUUUCAUAGCACCAGAUGAGGGUGUUUUCUACCUGUCAUUGCCUAACUGCUAUUUUAGAGGAGGUGGGUUGCAGGCGAUUGUGUAAAGGGGAAUUAAAAGAGAGAACACAUAUAAACAGGUGCUGUGUUAGUGAUAGAUAGUGCCCUCCGGGCCCAUGCAGUUGUCACACUUUAAAAGAAAAUUCAGGAUUAUUGUAGCAUAGGCCCUUCUUGGUAGAAGGAAGGUUACUUAGCUUUGGAUGUGCCCAGGUGGCCCCAGGUAUAUGUAAAACCAUGGAUGGGUCACACCAGACACUUGGUAGUGGUAAAGGUGACAUGUGCUCACACACUGUAUCUUUUCCUUUCAAACUUACUGCAGUUCGAGGCUGAGGUUGUUACGGCAUUAAUUCCAACCCCACCCUCUGUCCAUGGGGCUGGUAUGAAGUGGAAAGAAAUCCCAGGGCAUUGUAUUAGGGACCUCAUUCCUUCCAGGGACAUAAACUUUCCCGUAAUGUGUGUCCCUUUAAAAGUGUGAGAUACAGUCUUUUGUUGUACCAAAUAGCGCUCCACACAAAGUGGUCCCUCCCUGUGGUGUGCCUGCUUGGUGUCACACACACAUAGAAGAAGCUCCUGCCAGAAGCACUGGUGUGAAUGGAAGAAGGACGUAGCCACGAUUCACACAGAUGAAAUUGCACUUCUUAACAAAAAGAAACUUUAUGAAGUUUGGGUUUUUUUUCCUAACCAUAAACAGAUUCCCAGAAAGAGCCUAAGCUAUGUUCAGAUGGAGGCCUCGAAAUUAAUUUAAAUUGUUUACUUUAUAAUGUUUACAUACACUUUUCACUUUUUUAAAAAAAGAAAAAACACAAACUCUGACUUUUUAACAGCUUUUCAGAUUUUUCAUGGGACAGUGGAACUCUGACUCACCAAUGAGAUUUAAAUCUUAAUUUAGAAAUGUAUUUAUUUGUGUGUCCCCCACCCCCCAUCCUCAUGGCUUUUCCUAAGAUCUGGGAAAGGAGGCCCCUCCCACCCAAACCCUGUAGUUUUCUCUGGUGGCUCUUGCUUCUUGCUUCGCAGACUGCCUGCAGCCAUGGCCUGACAUCCGUGAGCCAAAGACUGAGCCUUUGUGGCAGGAAUAAUAAGCAAUACUACACAAUUUGCUACUUUCAGAAAUUUUUUUUUUUUAGCUGUGCCGAUGACAACAGAGGAAGAAGGGAACUGGGAUUUGGGUAAGUUCUCCUCUGCUGUUUGACCAAAUUCUCAGUGACAGAUAACUGUGCGCAGAUCACUAGGAGAAAAAUGUUGACUGACUUUCUUUUAUAGCGUGGCACAUAAGGAUCUGCCGAAUUUUACAUAGACAAAGAAAGGGUCUUGUGUAUUUUUGUCCAUAUCCAAUGUUAUAUGAACUAAUUGUAUUGUUUUAUACUGUGACCACAAAUAUUAUGCAAUGCACCGUUUGUUUUUUAUUUCAUUAAAGGAAGUUUAAUUUAAA